GUAACGGUAUUGAUGCUUUUGUUUAGAAAAUCUGUAAGGCUUCUGUUUUCCUCGUAACUCCCUCCCCCUCUCUCUCUCUCUCUCUCUCGUGUUUUUGUCUCCAAGCUGUUACAUUUCUGGGACAGUGCAAGAGUUGAGUCAGAUGACUCAAACCCCAACCCCAGACUCCUUGGUUCUCUAACCCACCUACCCCUCCACAAUUUCAAAUUUGAAACCCACUCACUCUGUUUCACUCUCUAACCUCACUCCCACUUCGCUCCCGCUUCUCUCUCGCCUCUCUCUUUGACCGCCUCGGCGUUGUCGAAAAACCCAUUUGACUGCUCCGUUUUUAAACCCCAAAAAACUCUCUUUUCAUUUUCACUCAGACAAUUCAUCAAACACUUAAACCCCCACUCCCACAAACCAUGUCCAACAAUGGCGAAAAUUGUGAACCCAAAUCUCUCAAGGUCAGUUUUCAAGAACUCAGUAUUGAUGAGAGUGUCAGUACUGUUACUGGGUCUGAUACUGAGGUUGAAAAAACGACUUCUUUGAAUGUUGAAGUGAAUAAAGAUGGGGAAUGUGUGGAUUGUGUUGGGAGUGAGGAGAGCAGUUUGAGUUCUGUGAGUUUUUGUGAUAGUGUUGAUGUGAAUGAGGCGAGUUUUAGAAGCUCUUGUCAUUCUAAACCUCAUAAAGGCAAUGAUGUUCGGUGGGAUGCUAUACAAUCGGUGAAGGUGAAAGAUGGGGAAUUGGGUUUGGGGCAUUUUAGGCUUUUGAAGAAGCUAGGGUUUGGGGAUAUUGGGAGUGUGUAUUUGGCGGAUUUGAGAGGGAUGGGUUGUUUGUUUGCCAUGAAAGUGAUGGAUAAAGGGAUGCUAGCAGAGAGGAAGAAGCUAAUGAGAGCUCAAACUGAGAGGGAAAUUUUGGGUUUGUUGGAUCACCCUUUUCUUCCUACCCUUUAUUCACAUUUUGAAACAGAGAAGUUUUCGUGUUUGCUCAUGGAGUUCUGCAGUGGAGGGGAUCUUCAUAUUAUUCGUCAACGCCAGCCAGGCAAGCAUUUUUCAGAACAAGCAGCAAGGUUUUAUGCUUCAGAAGUGCUUCUUGCCAUGGAGUAUCUGCAUAUGAUGGGUGUGGUGUAUAGGGAUUUAAAGCCCGAAAAUGUUUUGGUUAGGGAAGAUGGUCAUAUUAUGCUCUCUGAUUUCGAUUUGUCAUUAAGAUGUUAUGUGAGUCCCACCCUUGUUAAGUCCACCACUGAGCCAGCUUGUACGAUAUCUUCAUACUGUAUCCAGCCAUCAUGCAUUGAUCCAGCAUGCAAAUUACCCGUUUGCAUAGAGCCUCCUUGUUUCCAACCCUCUUGUUUUAAGCCCCGGCUUUUCAAUUCUAAAACAGCAAAGGCGAGAGGUGAACGAACAACUUUGAUAAAUUCAGAUUCACUUCCUAUGCUUAUUGCAGAGCCAACUUCUGCACGGUCCAUGUCAUUUGUUGGCACACAUGAAUACUUAGCCCCUGAGAUAAUUAGAGGAGAUGGCCAUGGGAGUGCUGUUGAUUGGUGGACAUUUGGUAUUUUCUUGUAUGAGUUGCUACAUGGGAGGACACCAUUUAAAGGCAGUGGAAACCGAGAGACAUUAUUCAAUGUUGUUGGCCAGUCUCUGAAAUUUCCCGAGGGAUCAACGAUUAGUUUUGCAGCAAAAGAUUUGAUCAGAGGUCUGCUUGUGAAGGACCCACAAAAAAGAUUGGGGUACAAAAGAGGUGCAACGGAGAUAAAACAGCAUCCCUUCUUCGAAAGUGUUAAUUGGGCUCUCAUUCGCAGUAAUCAACCUCCAGAGAUCCCUAAACCUGUUGAUUUAUCAUUCUUUAACCAAACAAACAAGUCAUCCCUGCCCCCUAAUGACAAAGGAGCUUCUGACUCGGAUAGAUCAUCAGGUCCUUACUUAGAUUUUGAAUUUUUCUGAUGGAUUUUGGAAGGAGAACAAUGUAAUGUUCCUAGAAAUGGGUUCAUUUCCCCUGCUUGUUUGUAGUAAUAAUCCCCAAUGAAUUUUUAUUUUAGUGAAAGAGCUUUUUGUUCUUUCCAUCAAA
Molecule: messenger RNA, 2049 nt
Organism: Camellia sinensis
Lineage: Eukaryota; Viridiplantae; Streptophyta; Magnoliopsida; Ericales; Theaceae
Product: Protein kinase superfamily protein
Biological process (GO): protein phosphorylation
Molecular function (GO): protein kinase activity; ATP binding
Source: RefSeq, a predicted model, not a curated record